Lathyrus sativus (Indian pea) is the source of this 651-nucleotide messenger RNA. Lineage: Eukaryota; Viridiplantae; Streptophyta; Magnoliopsida; Fabales; Fabaceae. The record is from the annotation of a GenBank genome assembly.
AUGGCCACAAUGAUCAUAGCUUCAUCCAAACCAGUAAUCCGAAUCCCCACAAACUCCCUCCCCACCACCACCCCCAAACUCCCCUCCCUCCAUCUCUCCCUCCCAACCAUCUCCCCCAAACUCAAACUCCAUCUCUCAAAACUCAAAUCCCUAACCCUAGCCACAACCUCCCUCUCCUUCGCCUCCUUCGCCUUCGCGCCGCCCUCCUUGGCCUUCGAAAAAGCCGCACUCUUCGACUUCAACCUCACUCUCCCCAUCAUCGUCGUCGAGUUUCUCUUCCUCAUGGUCGCCCUAGACAAACUCUACUUCACGCCUCUCGGGAAUUUCAUGGACCAAAGGGACGCUGACAUCAGAGCCAAACUCAACAGCGUGACGGACACGUCGGCGGAAGUGAAGCAGCUGGAAGAUCAGGCGAAUGCUAUUUUGAGAGCCUCGCGUGCGGAGAUCGCGGUGGCGCUGAAUCAGAUGAAGAAAGAGACACAGGCUGAAGUUGAAGCGAAGAUUGCGGAAGGGAGGAAGAAAGUGGACGAGGAAUUGCAAGAGGCGCUUGCUAAUUUGGAAAAGCAGAAGGAAGAAACGAUUAAGGCUCUUGAUUCUCAGAUUUCGGCUCUUAGCCAGGACAUUGUAAAUAAGGUUCUCCCCACUUCUUAA